AAGUAGACACACACAGCUAGCCCUCCAUUUAUGGUCUAAGCAUUAUAUAUAAAGAGGCCUUCCUCGAGUCGUUUCUUCAAGAAUUCCUUCCUACUCCAUUCUCUUAUUUAAUUCAAACUCACUACCUUUUCCAUUUUUCUAAUUAAGAAAAGAAAAGAUGAGCAGGCCAGGAGAUUGGAACUGCAGGUCGUGCCAACACCUAAACUUCCAAAGGAGGGACUCCUGCCAACGCUGCGGGGAAUUCCGGUCGGGUGAUCACUUCGGUAGCUACGGUGGUGGGAGGGGUGGCUCCUCCUUUGGAUUCACCACCGGCUCCGACGUCCGACCUGGUGAUUGGUACUGCACUGCGGGAAACUGCGGUACCCACAAUUUCGCCAGUCGUUCCAGCUGCUUCAAAUGUGGUGCAUUCAAGGACGAAUCUGCCGGAGGUUUCGACAGCGACGUUCCGCGUUCUAGAGGAUUUGGCGGCGGUAAUCGAUCCAGCUGGAAAUCCGGCGACUGGAUAUGUACCAGGUCGGGAUGCAAUGAGCACAACUUUGCUAGCCGAAUGGAAUGUUUCAGAUGCAGUGCCCCAAGAGACUUCACAGCUAGAACUUCAUACUAAAUACAAGAUAUCCAGUUUUGGGUGUUGCAAACCAAGAGAGACUCAAAUGAGAGAAGAAUAUUACUGCUUUUGUUUUUCCUGUUUAAUAUAUUGCUUUGGGGGUGUGCUACAAGGGUGAAGAAAACAGGGUGUAAAACCCCUUUGUUUGAUCAUCACUACAACCCAUUUGUCCCUUAAUUAAAUUAAUUAAUUAUUUAGCAUUUUCUCAUGUUUUCCCCCAUAAAAAUUACGACAGUCCGGUAAUUUUUGUGAUGAUGAUGCUUUCUGUUGUAUUUUUUUUUUUUCUAUUUUUAUUAUUAUCAGAGAGAGUUUAUUAAUUUAUAUUUGUAAUGCAUGGUGCUUGGCUUUCUUAAAAGAAGAUGAUUCUCUUCUCUUU
Messenger RNA from Gossypium arboreum, 980 nucleotides. RefSeq lists its product as uncharacterized. The record is from RefSeq and is a predicted model, not a curated record. Gene Ontology annotation, cellular component: cytoplasm. The transcript is spliced from 4 exons. Gene Ontology annotation, molecular function: mRNA binding. The coding region runs from base 158 to 604 and encodes 148 amino acids. NCBI's taxonomy places the organism in Eukaryota, Viridiplantae, Streptophyta, Magnoliopsida, Malvales, Malvaceae.